Dicentrarchus labrax (European seabass) is the source of this 2735-nucleotide messenger RNA. RefSeq names its product proline-rich protein 29-like. The record is from RefSeq and is a predicted model, not a curated record. The transcript is spliced from 6 exons. Lineage: Eukaryota; Metazoa; Chordata; Actinopteri; Moronidae. Bases 112 to 681 code for a protein of 189 amino acids.
UUGUGUUUUGGCACCUUGGCAACCUGCUACUGUGUGCCUCUGCAUUUCAGCAAACAGGUUAGAAUUACAUACUGAGUAUCUUGUAAAUAAUAUCAGCUCAAGCUCUCACAUAUGGCGUGGACAGAAGAUAUUUAUCCACACUUUGAGCCGUAUGAUCCACAUGCUUUUCAGAUAUUUCCUGCUCCCCAGCAGCCCCCCACUAUCCUGCAGCAGCUCCCAGCAACCAUGAUGCCUCCUGGCUCCGCUGCUUCCAUUAGGCCUGGUGGUCACGUCAAGGAGGACCUUGUAGAGCUGAUGAUGAUCCAGAAUGCCCAGAUGCACCAGGUCAUCAUGAACAACAUGACCAUGUCAGCUCUCAGCUCGUUCGGCUACUCCGGCCCUCCGUCAGGCCCUGCGGCUCCCAGAGAUCUGGUUGUUAUUCAAGAGAAUGAGGCUCACCAAGAGACAUACCACCAUUAUUACCACCAUGCUCCAUUCCUGUUCUACCCUGAAUGGCUCCUGCAUCAGGCCACACUGGUCCACCAAGACCCCAACAACCCCCCUUCUUCUCCGCCACACACAGACAGGCCUGCUGUCCCUCCUUCCCCGCCCAACGCCACUGGGAUUGUGGGAGCCGACGUCACUCCAGCAGCAGAGAGCAACAGUGCUGCUGAGGCAAAGGCAGAGAAGAAGAGAAACUGAUUAUCACUCACCAAACGUGUUUUUCAAUGGGCACUAGUUGGCAAAAAUAAUCUUGAAUUUUUUCAACUUAUCUCAAAAAUCAUGAUUUCACACUUAUGUUUUGUUUUUACAAUUAAAUGGGUUUUAUGUUAAUGUUCAAUAGAUUAAAUUUAUUAUACCCUGAUUUCAUUCAACCUACAUUACCCAAAUUAUCCAGCAGGGAGCAGCAACAGAUGUUACGAGGGAUAGCAAAUAGACCACAAGCUGUACAAUAAUACAGGAAUACAAGAUGUAUUGCUGUAUUGACAAGCAUUCACGGGGACUCUGCAUACUAUAGUGCUGAAAUGUACAAGUCAUUACAUUGUGUGCAACAUAGUAUGACAGCACAUAAGAUCUAUUGCUCUGUUACACUGUGUGACCUUGUUUUUUAAAUACACCGUGAUGAAAACUUAAGAGCAGUUUCAAACUGGUAGGCCCACUUCAUGUCAGCACCUCUGUUAUAUAAUAAUAGCUUAAUCACAUACAUCAAUAGCCUAAUUUUACGCAUGAUCCGUGAUGAUAAAGAUACACGAAAAAACAUAAAUGCAUGACAAAAAUAGCAUAUUGUUUUGAGACCCUCCCAAAAGUCACAAAUCAUGUUUUCAGAGGAGCUAAUGUGUCAUUACCUUAUUAUCUACUGUCUUAUGGCUCCCCUGCAGUUUGCACCCUGCUUAGAAGGAUUAGAAGAGGCACACUACUCAAUCCCUACAGGCGAUGACAAGAAAAGCAAUACUAUCAUGAAAAGUGCAUGAAAACAGUGUAAUACACAAACUUAAUGAAAUAUUUUGGAUAUGUUUUAAUGACAGGUGAAGUAUUUGAGUGUUUUUCUCACUGGCUUAAACUCAGGUAAAAGGAAAAGUGUUGAGUUAAUGUACAGUGUGACCCAGUUCUUAAGGUUGAAUUAACUUGCUCGGAGUAGCAGAUAGACUGAGUUUGCCAAACAGUAUAAUACAGAGGGGCACCAUGUAGCAGAGACAGCUAAGGCAUAGGAAAGAAUUUCAGUGUCAAUUUACUAGAUUUGUCUGUGACAACACACGCCAUCUCAAUACCCGCAUUCGUUGGCAUCCACUGAAAAUAGUUUUAAGGUUUGGAGGAUCAUUUGGAGUUUGAAAAGUGGAUUGUACUGUGACAGUGCAGGGUGGGGAGCACAGGGUUUCGGCAGCAGUGUGGGAGGGUAAUUUUAAAGAUAGGGAGUGAAGGCAGCACCCAAAUCUCUUAUAAAACACGAGGAUUAAGAGCUCAAAUGGGAAGAACGUGCCAAUACGGCUGUCGCUCCACUGUCUCCAGGGCAAUGCCAAUGUUUACCCAGCUAUUAAUAUCCAACCACCAAACGCUGCCUAUCAUGGAGACACAAGUAAGAGUGACGAGAGAGAGAGAGAGAGAGAGAGAGAGAGAGAGGGACAGCAGGUCAGAAGGGGUUAAAAAGAAAAAUAUAUUCAGAAGAGGAAUGAGAUUAGAAAAGGGCAGCUAAUCACAGAAGUAAUAAUUGAUAAACUAGACUGAGUACAUUGUAGAUUUAGAGAGUAAAUGAAUAAGAGGACGUGAUGCAGUGCAUCCAUUAAAGCUCUGCACACUAACAAGGGAACAGUACACUCUGUUGAGAACAAACACAGGAGGUGGAACAUGAAAGAUUAAUGACGGAUGUAAAGUGAUGAAGUGUGGAUUAUUCAGAAGAUGGAGGGCGCUGUCAUAGUAUGUAUGUAUCCAGAUAAGGAGCCAGAGAUACCCAGCUUUUUAUUUUAGCCUGUCUGGCAGCUUUUCUUUAUCACUGCACCUCGGAAAAUGCGUUAUUUUCCAUUUUGAUCUGUUACUUUCAGUGUGUUCAGUGUUCAGUUUUCCUUUCUCAAUAUGUUUGACUACUGCUGUUUUCUUUUUUCAUUCAUAUCUAUUAGAUUUAUUUUCAUUUUAUACUAUUGUUUAAGUUGUUAUCCCUUACUGCUGUAGUGAUAAUUAUCGCAUUUUCUCUUUGUUGUAUCCCAUUUUGUUCUCUCCACAACCCAAUAUCCCCAAGGAUCAAUAAAGUCUAAUCUAAUCUA